AUGAGAGAGGAGAGGCAAGUGGCAUCAAAAAUGCCAUCUUUAUUUGUUAGAGAUGGCGGACGUAAAGGCGAUUAUGCGGCUAGCAAAGAGUUGAAACGAAAGCAGAAUGCCGCACAAAAAACGUCAGCGGGCAAAGGCCAAAAGAGAUCGAAACGAAACGAGGAAAUCUCAUCAGAUGAAGAUAUUUCGGCAGAUGAAGGACGACCGCCUGUAAGGCCUGGACUAGGCCCGUAUUCAGGGAUUGAAGAAAUCGAUGACGACGACCAGUUUGAGGAUGUUCAACAGACGGCUUAUAGGAAAGCAAAACAGUUGCUGGCCGAUAUUAGGGCAGAAGAGAAGACUGAGGAGGGUGAGGAAAAUGACGAAGCAGUGGCUCAUAGACUACACGAAGAGGCCUUAUCGCAUGUUGUCACUCUGCAUCGAAAGAUUGCCCAAACUGCAAAAUUAUCUGAUUCAGUGGUUCAGUACAGAGCACAUAGGUAA
This is a messenger RNA of Anisakis simplex (herring worm), 483 nucleotides long. The record is from the annotation of a GenBank genome assembly. NCBI's taxonomy places the organism in Eukaryota, Metazoa, Nematoda, Chromadorea, Rhabditida, Anisakidae.